AUGCGUAAGUAGGUGGGGCUAAAAUAACAUGGCGGCAGUUGAAGUAGGAAGAGGAGGUGAAGAUGAAGAGGACGAUGCGGUGCCCGAAGAGAUCGAGGAGACGUGUCUGGAGGUACACGAGGCUCUUGCUGGAGUCGACAGACUAUUGAAACCAGUUCUGUCGGUGGGUAGAGUCAGUCUGGAGGAGAGGAUGGACGAGCUGGACUCGGCUUCUCUCAUCCUAUUGCUAGCCUACACCAUGAACUCUCUGUUUUGGGUCUAUCUCACCACUCAGGGAGUGAGUCCAAAGGCUCAUCCCGUCAAGAAAGAACUGGAAAGACUCCAGAAGGCAAUGAGCAGAGCUAAGAUUCUCAGUGAGCAAAGGAGAGGAGCUCAGCCGAAGGUGAAUGUGGGUGUGGCCAAGAGAUUGGUGAGAGGUGCUCUGUGGGAGCAGAAUCCUCAAAAGAGACCGCGAGAAGAGGGGGCGGGGCAAGGGGAGGAGUCUCCCAGCAGCAAACGACCUUCAAAAUAGUCAUCAUCUUUACUGUCACACUCACUAUGUACAACUCAUCUCUGCCUGUAACUUCAGUAGAGAAGAGUGUGAGGUGUAUUCGUUGCUAGGUUUGCCAUUUUUCGUACAACAAACUGAAUCAUUGAGAUAUGACAUCAUAAAACACAACUGACAAACAAGAGGGGGGAUGACUGG
Messenger RNA from Geodia barretti, 685 nucleotides. The record is from the annotation of a GenBank genome assembly. NCBI's taxonomy places the organism in Eukaryota, Metazoa, Porifera, Demospongiae, Tetractinellida, Geodiidae.